AUUAGUAAACCAAUAUGGUGACUUUGUAUAAUACAACAAAUGCCGGUUUUUUUUUAACCGUGGUGCAACUACACUUGUAUGUUUAACAUAAGUUAUUAUAUGUGAGUAAAGCUGAAGAACUGAGACUCAAUUAUAUUACUAAAAGAGUUUAACAAAUCAUGUUUUAUCAUAUAUCAUUAGAACAUGAAAUUUUAUUACACCCUAGGUACUUUGGACCACAGUUGCUCGACACUGUAAAACAAAAAUUAUAUACAGAAGUCGAGGGUACUUGUACUGGAAAGUAUGGUUUUGUUGUAGCUGUAACAACUAUAGACAAUAUAGGAGCUGGUAUUAUUCAGCCUGGACAAGGAUUUGUGGUUUAUCCUGUUAAAUAUAAAGCUAUUGUUUUCCGACCUUUUAAAGGUGAAGUACUCGAUGCUAUUGUUACACAAGUGAACAAAGUUGGGAUGUUUGCAGAAAUAGGACCCUUGUCAUGCUUCAUAUCUCAUCAUUCUAUUCCAUCAGAUAUGCAAUUCUGUCCAAAUGUAAAUCCACCCUGUUACAAAUCAAAGGAAGAGGACGUGGUGAUACAAGCAGAUGAUGAAAUUCGAUUAAAAAUUGUUGGAACCAGAGUAGAUGCUACUGGAAUUUUUGCUAUUGGUACGCUGAUGGAUGAUUACCUUGGUAAAAUUUAUUCCUAUUUCACCUUUUUUUUCUGUAAUAAAUAUAUCAUUUAUACAUAUAACCUUAUAAUUGCAGGACUCGUGUGCAACUGAGCGAACAGUAUUUUCUUAAAGUACCUAUUACAAAAUAAACGAGUCUGUCCACAAUUUUUGCACACAGGAAAAUAUGUAAUUUUGUCUCCAAAGAAAUAUUAAAUGAUCUCAUUGUGAUUGUAACAAAACAUAGUUCAAUAAAAAAUUAAUUUUAUACAGAA
Cephus cinctus (wheat stem sawfly) is the source of this 916-nucleotide messenger RNA. RefSeq names its product DNA-directed RNA polymerase II subunit RPB7. Gene Ontology annotation, molecular function: single-stranded RNA binding; single-stranded DNA binding; translation initiation factor binding. The transcript has 7 exons. Gene Ontology annotation, biological process: transcription initiation at RNA polymerase II promoter; DNA-templated transcription; positive regulation of nuclear-transcribed mRNA poly(A) tail shortening. Bases 159 to 755 code for a protein of 198 amino acids. The record is from RefSeq and is a predicted model, not a curated record. Gene Ontology annotation, cellular component: RNA polymerase II, core complex; P-body. Lineage: Eukaryota; Metazoa; Arthropoda; Insecta; Hymenoptera; Cephidae.